This is a messenger RNA of Fusarium poae, 846 nucleotides long. RefSeq lists its product as uncharacterized. The transcript is spliced from 3 exons. The coding region runs from base 1 to 846 and encodes 281 amino acids. The record is from RefSeq and is a predicted model, not a curated record. Lineage: Eukaryota; Fungi; Ascomycota; Sordariomycetes; Hypocreales; Nectriaceae.
AUGGACUGGCCUCACGUCGAGGUUAUUGUCAAGACGGAUAAGAUCCGACCGCCGGGAAACAUCCCUUUUUACAUACAUGAAUCUGACACCGUCCGAAUGGAGGCGACUACAAAUGCACAAAUCUGCGGCUACUUUUCCAACAAUGCAGGUAAGCACCUACAAAUAUGGCUGGGACACCGGCUAACUGCUACUAUUCGCAACUACAAAGACUACAAGGCGGGCUGCGCUUCGCCAUCCACCUGCAGCACUCCCAGCGGAGGCAAGUCAUGGGGCUGUUGCGAUGAUACAAGCUGCUAUAUCCCCGCUACAUGUGAGGAUGCUUCAGUUCCCAAUUGUGGAGGUACUGCUGCCUCACUCUGCCCUUACUCUCCCAUCAUGAAAUGCACCUACGGAGCCUCGUCGCGGUGCCUCUACUUUGUUUACCAAACAGGUUCUGAAGACGACGCCAAGCUUACCUCCUGGGGUUGUGGGGAGACCCCGACGACAUACAUCGUCGGACCGCUUCAAGCUGACCAAACAUCAUCAGCGACAGCGACAGCUUCGACGAAUAAUGGAACAGACUCAAGCUCCGGUCUUUCAAGGGCAGCCACGAUCGUUGUUGCUGUUAUUGUCCCUGUUGUAGGCUUGGCGAUUCUUCUAGCUGCAGUAAUGUUGUUCCUCCGGCGGCGUAAGAGAAGAGCGAGUGAGGCGGUUAUUGCGUCCAGCCAAGUCCGUGAACAAACAAGAUCUGAAAUGGAUCAAACUACGGAUUGUGCUCCUGUACCUGAAGUACCCCCGUAUGAGAUGGGUGACAAUACCAUGCGGCCCGAACUAGACAGCCGUGAGGUUCGUUAUAGGACCAAUUAA